Paramisgurnus dabryanus is the source of this 2145-nucleotide messenger RNA. The record is from RefSeq and is a predicted model, not a curated record. Lineage: Eukaryota; Metazoa; Chordata; Actinopteri; Cypriniformes; Cobitidae.
UGUGAUGCUGUGUUUGAUGAUCAGGAUGCAGAGGUUGUGUGUAGAGAGAUGAACUGUGGGGUUCCUGUACAGCUUUUGGGUGCAGAUACUUUUGAUAAAGGAGAGGGGCAGGUGUGGACACAAGAGAUUCAAUGUAGAGGAAAUAAAUCUCAAAUAUACUUCUGUCCACAACAAUCUUCAAACAAGAACCACUGUUCACAUAACAAUCAUGUGGGAGUGAUUUGCUCUGAUUUGAAUGUGAGGUUGGUGAACGGUGGCAGUCGUUGUGCUGGUAGAGUUGAGGUUCUUCAUGAUGGUCAGUGGGGAACAGUGUGUGGUGAUUAUGGUUGGGAUCUGACAGAUGUUGCAGUGGUGUGUAGAGAGCUGGACUGUGGUGAGGCUGUAGAGGCUCUGGGUAAGGCUCACUUUGGAGAAGGAUCAGGACCAAUCUGGUUGGAUGGUGUGGACUGUAAUGGAUCAGAGUCCACACUGAAGAACUGUGGAUCAAGUGGAUGGGGUGUUAAUAACUGUGAACAUGAUGAAGAUGCAGGAGUCAUCUGCUCAGCUCCAAGACUUGUGAAUGGAUCUCAUCUGUGCGCUGGAAGAGUGGAGCUGGUUCGUGGGAACACCUGGAUGUCAGUGUGUGAUGCUGUGUUUGAUGAUCAGGAUGCAGAGGUUGUGUGUAGAGAGCUGAACUGUGGGGUUCCUGUACAGCUGCUGGGUGCAGAUACUUUUGGUAAAGGAGAGGAGCAGGUGUGGACACAAGAGAUUCAAUGUACCGGUGAAGAGUCUCAUAUAUCUCUCUGUCCAUCAAAGCUUUCUUUCAAAGACAACUGCACUCAUGAGAAUGAUUUUGGACUGAUAUGUUCUGGUUUCUCUGACCUCAGACUGGUGAACGGCUUUGAUAUCUGCUCUGGUCGAGUUGAGCGUCAGUAUUUCAAUAAAUGGGGCUCAGUGUGUGAUGAGUGCAUGAAUAUGAGAGCUGCCAAUGUCCUCUGUAGAGAGCUGAAUUGUGGGAUUGCUGUGUCUGUUGUGGGAGUGGACUGGUUUGGAGAGGGAUCUGGUGAAAUCUGGGCUGAUGUGUUUGAUUGUCAGGGGAAUGAAACAAAACUCUCCGAAUGUUCAAUCUCUUCAUGGAGUCGAGCUGAAUCCUCUCAUAAACAAGAUGUUGGAGUCAUUUGUUCUAAUUCCUCUCUGUCUCUUCAUGAUGGUCGAGUGAGGUUGUCUGGAGAGAGAGAGUGUGAGGGUGAGGUGGAAGUUUACAUUCAUCAGGUUUGGAGGAGAGUUCUGCUGGACUCCUGGAGUCUCACUGAAUCCUCUGUGGUCUGCAGACAGCUGGGCUGUGGCUCUGUGCUGAACUUCACUAACUCCUCUUCAUCCAGUGAUGAACACAGUUAUGAGUGUGUGAUGGGCUUCCAGUGCUCUGGGACUGAAGAUCAUCUGAGGAACUGCAGCUCUCCACAAACUCUCAAGUGCAGCGUAACACAACAGCUGACAAUCACCUGCCAAAGUCAGCGGUCCAUCAGGUUGGUGGGUUCUGGUGGAGAUUGUGCAGGAAGGCUGGAGGUUUUUCACAAAGGCUCAUGGGGUACAGUGUGUGAUGACUCCUGGGAUAUUAAAGAUGCUCAUGUGGUGUGCAGACAGCUGCAGUGUGGAGUGGCUCUCAGUAAUCAGCCAGUACCAGCCUGGUUUGGUCCUGGUUCUGGACCCAUAUGGCUGGAUGAUGUGAACUGUGAGGGGAAUGAGACGUCACUGUGGAGCUGCUCUUCACCGGUCUGGGGAGAUCAUGACUGUAAACACAAGGAGGAUGUAGGAGUCGUGUGCUCAGAGUUUAAAGAGCUCAGGUUAACUGAAGGCUGUGAAGGGAAUGUGGAGGUUUUCUACAAUGGAUCCUGGGGUAAUGUUUGCUACAAUCAGAUGAACAGAGACACAGCGAGUCUGAUCUGUCAAGAGCUGAACUGUGGAAGAUCUGCCAGUGAACCCAAUUAUUCAGAAGGACUGAGGUCUCAGAAUUGGUUGGAUUACUUUAAAUGUCGAUCACAUGACUCCACUUUAUGGCAGUGUCCAUCUUCACCUUGGGGAAAGGAUUACUAUAGGACAGAUGAAGUGGCCAACAUUAUCUGCUCUGGUGAGAUGAAAUUUAAGAUCAUCUUCCUCUCAGACUGA